AGCUAUAUCGUAGUUUGCCGUCCGAUGGGCCAGCAGUGGAACCCAUGGCUCUUUGCAGAAUUUAGAAGCUCCGACUGACGUUUAGUCCGAUCAAUCCAUGAUACUUUGUUCUAGUUCUGGCUUAAAUGCUUCGUCGAAGCUCACUAGGCGUGCUUCGCUUAUCUUCUUUGCGUUUCCCAUGAAACGCUCCGUCUCUCGAAACGGUUGCCCUACGUUAUCAUCACUUCAAAAUCUCAGCUUAGGCUUUGUCGACGUCGUCACUAUCUCACCUCGUCUUCGCCGUGCCUGAGCUUGGCAACGCUCCUCUCCAUCAUGGUCUGGCGCUGGCGGAAUAAAGGAGGUGAUCCCGAGAAACCGCACAAGGAUCCAUCAUCGAUCCCGACUCUUCAGAAGGGCGCUACGAUCGCGAUCUUAUGUCUGUCGCAACUAUUCACCCAGGCCGGUCUUGGACAGUCAAUUGCGCCGUUGCAUAUCAUCGGACCCGAUAUUGGUGCGCGCAGCCCGGGUGAAUUAAGCUGGCAACCGGCGGCCUACAGUUUGACCGUCGGCACCUUCAUUUUGAUUGCAGGUCGGUUUGGCGAUGUCUACGGUCAUAAACGACUGGUGGUCAUCGGGUGGCUCUGGUUUUCGCUAUGGUCCCUUAUCUGUGGCUUCAGUGCCUAUUCUGGCCAGAUCCUGUACGACAUCUGUCGAGCCUUUCAGGGAAUAGGGCCUGCGAUACUACUCCCUAAUGCCAUCGCCAUUCUGAGCAACAUGUUCCCUCCCGGUCCCAAAAAAAACCUCACGUUCAGCGUAUUCGGUGCUACCGCUCCCAACGGUUUCGUCGUCGGUGCCGUCUUUUCCAGUAUUUUUGCAGAGUUCGUCUGGUGGCCAUGGGGAUAUUGGGUGAUGGCGAUGGUGUGCUUCGCACUGGCUAUCUUGUCAUAUCUUAUUGUCCCGCUGCAGGAUUCUGAUGUCACCAGGCGAAAGGAGAAAGGUCAAUUGGACCCUUGGGGUUCAAUCACCGGCGUUGUCGGCCUGGUUCUUGUCAAUUUUGCUUGGAACCAAGGCCCGGUAGUCGGUUGGCAGGUUCCCUAUAACUACAUCCUUCUCAUUGUCGGAAUCGCCUUCCUCUGUCUAUUCUUCUUCAUCGAAUCUCGCGUGUUGCACCCUGUUGUGCCUAUCAGAGCCCUCAAGAUGGACACCGCAUUCGUCCUGGCAUGUAUCGCAGCAGGCUGGUCAUCUUUUGGUAUCUGGGUGUACUACACAUGGCAGCUAUCGGAAGUUCUACGAGGCUUCCAUCCAUUGAGCGUGACAGCUCAGUUCGUUCCAUGUGGGAUUUCCGGACUCCUCGCCGCUUUUAGUAGCUCGAUUCUCCUCGGCACUAUUGAUGCUCAUUAUAUCAUGAUGAUCGCCAUGACUGCCUUCUUGGUGGGCACAAUAUUGAUGGCAACGGUCCCCGUUGGACAAAUCUACUGGGCACAGACGUUUGUGUCGACGAUUGUCACUCCUUGGGGAAUGGAUCUUUCCUACCCAGCCGGCACCAUCAUCUUGAGCAACGCUACGCCACGAGAACACCAGGGGAUCGCUGCAUCCCUAAUGAACACCGUGGUUAAUUACUCUAUCUCCAUCGGACUUGGAAUCGCAGGCACCGUUGAGUCCCAAAUUAACAAGAGCGGAAAUGAAGUCCUGCGCGGCUACCGCAGCGCGUGGUACGUCGGUAUCGGCCUUUCUGGAAUGGGAGUCUUCAUUGCAUCCCUGUUCGCCCUCAUCGCUGAAACUAGAACGCGCCAUAAACAAACGGAUAACGAUGUCAGCGACAGCGAAAGGACUGAAGUUGACACCGCUGAAACGUCAGCUUGAGAUUAUUCCAAGCCUAUUUGGAUUGCGCUUUUUAUAAUAAUACCCUAUUUGCGAUUUUUGAGUCUCUUAUCGGCAUAUCUUACUGGGCGCCAUUUCUUUUUUUUUACAUCUUCAUUAGAACUCCAUGGAAUGUUGGUGAUGACGUCUUCUUCGUUCUACGAAAAGUCAAAGAUUACGGGCGAUAACGAUAUAGAAUAAUAGAUAGUGAUAGUGAUAGUGAUAUAGAUAUAGAUAUAGAUAUCGACAUAUUAGACGAUAUUUUACCCAAUGUGAAGAUAAAUAAUGCUC
Paecilomyces variotii is the source of this 2130-nucleotide messenger RNA. RefSeq names its product major facilitator superfamily-domain-containing protein. The transcript has 2 exons. Gene Ontology annotation, cellular component: membrane. Gene Ontology annotation, biological process: transmembrane transport. Gene Ontology annotation, molecular function: transmembrane transporter activity. NCBI's taxonomy places the organism in Eukaryota, Fungi, Ascomycota, Eurotiomycetes, Eurotiales, Thermoascaceae. The record is from RefSeq and is a predicted model, not a curated record. The coding region runs from base 313 to 1842 and encodes 509 amino acids.